This is a messenger RNA of Meira miltonrushii, 429 nucleotides long. RefSeq lists its product as uncharacterized. NCBI's taxonomy places the organism in Eukaryota, Fungi, Basidiomycota, Exobasidiomycetes, Exobasidiales, Brachybasidiaceae. The record is from RefSeq and is a predicted model, not a curated record. Bases 1 to 429 code for a protein of 142 amino acids. The transcript has a single exon.
AUGUACACUUUAAAUACUUUUGCUAUCCCAGUAAACAAGUACACCCAAGUUGGCAAGAUCAAAGCUGCUGAGUCAGGUAUGAGAAGCUGUGAUCUCAAAGCAAGAGCAUGUAAUGUCGGUUCAGUAGUUGCAUCAAUGGUUGGGAUGACUAAAAAAUCAAACCAAUUAGCAGCCAAAUCUGAGGGUCACAUUCAAGCUUUGCACGGGCAUGCAAAGGACUUGAGAGCAGCUGUAGAACAAAAAGCUCCUCAUCAUCAGUUCGGUGGUGCAACCACGGCCAAACAACAAAAGAGCAUAGUAAAUCACGGCCAAAAGACGUUGAAAGGGUAUGAAAGCAGAGUGGCAAAUGCAAAAGCAGCAAGUGCAAAACAAAAUUCCGCUUCUUUUGGCCGUAUGAAUAGUUUCGAUGAGAUGCAUGGUGGAAUAUAA